Monodelphis domestica (gray short-tailed opossum) is the source of this 957-nucleotide messenger RNA. The record is from RefSeq and is a predicted model, not a curated record. NCBI's taxonomy places the organism in Eukaryota, Metazoa, Chordata, Mammalia, Didelphimorphia, Didelphidae.
GACACAGAGGCUGUAUAGCACCUUGUGAGUGAGCUUCAAAUGGCAUUGGUUCCAGAGGUUUGGAUUGCAGCAAAUAUACGUAGUGAAUCCAACUGACUUUCCAGAGCUCCCACUUCCCACAGGGGAGAAUUUCUGUGGCCAGAGAAGUGGACUGAGGUGCCAGAGCCUGGGAGGCAGACUUUCCUGAAGCUGGAACUCUUGAAAGAAACACAGAGGAGAGAUGGAGAAAGAUAAUAGCCCUGUCAUUGAAGAAGCUAAGAUUGACUGGAGACUGUCUAAGGGCCUACAGGACCUCCUCACCUGUCCAGUCUGCAAAAGUUAUUACAGUAAACCUAUAACCUUGUUUAGUGGCCGCACCGUAUGUCAGGCCUGUGUUCCCCUAGGAUGCCAACCGAUCCACAUCAAGACCAACUGGAGGAUACAGAACAUACUGAACCUGCUCAAAGUGUUGAAACCAAGCCUGGAAGAGCCCCAACCUGUCUCAGAGGAAUGGUGUCUCAGGCAUGAUGAACCCUUCACCCUCCUCUGUGAAGAAGACAAGCAGAGAAUCUGCCAGGUCUGCAGGUUCUCCAUCCUUCACAGGGGCCAUACCUUGACCCAACUACAAGACCCAGAAGCAUGUCUGGAGGUAAGUUGGCUGACCAAGCCAGCUUCUAGGGAGGGGUGAAGAAAGUGAAGGUUGCUUUUCAAGGUCAAGAAGACAUGGGGACUAUGUGAGCAUUUGUAGGAAAAGAGGGGUUCUCUGGAUUGUGGGGGCUCCCCUUCUAUCUCCCAACUCUGAGCCUUUGCCCAGAUUGUCCUACCUCUCUACCUCAGCUGCUUAGAAUCCUUAGCUUCUUUCUAGCUCUACUUGGCAGCCACCUCUCAUAGAAAACUUUCAUCUUUUCUCUGUUCUAAUAUUCUAUUCCUACCUAUCUGGGUCCAUACUGGAUCUUUCUUGAUAAAACAGGCCCUUUG